GCAGCAGCGCUCAGAGGCAUCACAGCGAGCAGACACCGCGGAGGAAGCACGGCCGAGCUCGUGGUGUUUACAGCCCCCCUUGUUUGUUGUAAUAACGCGGUCAUGGCAGCUGGCAGAAUGCGCUCCACCCGCAGACUGCGCUCCUGGAUGGUGGAGCAGGUCAACAGCGGUAAAUAUCCGGGGCUGGUUUGGGACGACGACGCCAAGACGAUGUUCCGAAUCCCCUGGAAACACGCCGGGAAGCAGGACUUCCGCAAAGACGAGGACGCCGCCAUCUUCAAGGCCUGGGCCGAGUUCAAGGGGAAGCCGACGGACGGCGAGCAGCACAACCCGGCCGCCUGGAAGACGCGGCUGCGCUGCGCCUUGAACAAGAGUCCGGAGUUUGGCGAGGUGAUGGAACGAGCCCAGCUGGACAUCUCAGAGCCCUACAAGGUCUACCGCCUGGUGCCCAUCAGCGAGCAGGGUCUGGUGGCGCCGGAGAAGAAGAAGAGCAAAGAGAAACCCUGCAGGAGGCCGAAGAGGAGGAGGAGGAGGACCAGCAGCAGCAGCAGCAGCAGCGACUCGGAGAGCGACGACGGCGGCAGUCAGGCCAAGCGCAUCAAGAAGGAAGAAGCCACGUCGCAGCUGCGAAUCGAAGAACUUCUGCUGCACAGCGACGUCCAGACGGAGGAGUCGGCUCCGUCCUGCACCACCAUCGUACAGAAAGACGCGGUCCAAGAGAUCCAGCUGGACGUGAGGAUCGAGGAGAGCGUCCCGCCUCCUGCAGGAGUCCAGGACUCCUUCACCGUCACAGUUCUGUAUUUAGGACAAGAGGUCCACAGACGUCAGAUCCAAGGCACCGACGUCCGGAUCACCUACCUGCCCCCGGCGCUGAUCCCCCCGACGCCGACCGCCCUGAAGGCCAGGUUCCCGCGCAUCCCGCUGCCGGAGCCGCCGUCCACGCUGCCGGCCGGCCAGGAGCUGCAGGCGCUCUACACCCUGCUGCCCUUCAUGGAGAAGGGCGUGGUGCUGACCUCCACGCCGCAGGGCGUCUACGGCAAGAGGUUCUGCCAGGGCCGGGUGUUCUGGACGGGGCCGCACACCACCACGGAGGGCCUGAACAAGAUGGAGAGGAACACGGAGCCGGUGCUGCUCUUCAGCAAAGACGCCUUCAUGCAACAACUGGAGCACUUCCGGACGAACGGCGGCGACCCUCCUCAGUGCUUCAUCACUUUGUGCUUCGGAGAAGAACUGAGCGACGUCGAGGACCUGUCCAAGAAACUCAUCAUUGCUCAGAUUUCUCUACCGUGGGCAGAGGAGCAGGUCCACAGCGCUCAGUCCUUCUUCGACUCCAUCAGCAUCCUCCAGUCUCUGGCCAGUCAGUCCCCGAAGGGCGAGAUCACGCUGACGCUGGUCCCGGUGCCGUCGCCCGCCUCCGAAACCGUCAUCUGUGGGACCAUCUGAGGGACUUGAUACCAAACAAAAUACAAACUCACAGACGUCCUCCGUUGUAAAUCCAGAAUCAGAGCGGGGCUGCAUCGAGUUUAUCAAUCAUGGAUGUCAAAUUUACGGCUUCCUCCAAAUUUAAACCGAUAUUGAAGCACAAGUCGGAGGAUUUUCUGUCACCGCUCGGCCCCGAACAGAAAACAAUCAGCAGCACUUAUGAGAAAAAUCAAGUCGGCCUUUGUGAUGCCAGAAUGUUUUUUUCUUUAUCACUGGAAUUGAAAUUGUGAACUUUAACAUUAGACUUUUUAUACCCUUUAUAUUGAGUUUUUUGGGGGGUUGCACCUUAUCAGGAAAACAGAGAGCACUACAUGAAAACUAACGAGCCUUCACUUCCUCGUCCAGGCUUUUCCAAAUGUGAGGAGUUCACUUUAAAAGCAGUUUUCUAACCUGAGGUCCUGACAAAAAAAAAAAAAAAGGGACUGAUUGAAGAUUAACAGAUGAAAGAGCAGAAAAAAAAAAUGCUUCUGCUUCCUAAAAGUUCCUGUUUACUUACUGCUGCUCUGUUGCUUCGCGUUGGGGGGGAAGGAGUCGGAUACCAAGUCACGAUGAUGUUUAUAUUACUGCGCUACACAGGUCCUAUCAUGUACACGUCAUUUAAAGUAGAGGGUAGACCAGGGGUGUCGACAUGUGGUCCUCGAGGGCCGCAAUCCUGCAUGUUCUGGACGUUUCCCUUCUUCCAAC
Molecule: messenger RNA, 2166 nt
Organism: Stegastes partitus (bicolor damselfish)
Lineage: Eukaryota; Metazoa; Chordata; Actinopteri; Pomacentridae
Gene: irf9
Product: interferon regulatory factor 9
Exons: 10
Coding region: 103-1443 (446 amino acids)
Biological process (GO): regulation of transcription by RNA polymerase II; immune system process
Cellular component (GO): nucleus
Molecular function (GO): RNA polymerase II cis-regulatory region sequence-specific DNA binding; DNA-binding transcription factor activity, RNA polymerase II-specific; protein binding
Source: RefSeq, a predicted model, not a curated record